UUGGGUUCGAUUGCUGGUCAAUCUUGUCUUCCCUCAGACUUUAUCGACCCCCGACUGCGGCAACUGCUCUUGAAACAGCCUACUGGAGUCUGAGUAUCCUUCGUACACCCUCCAGAACUAUAUACUUCUUUACCAAUCUACCAGCCCGCCAGCGUUCCCGAUACUACGUCACAACGAAUAAUGAGGAUCCGGAUUCGCGGUCCGGCGGGACAAUCCACCGUCACGCUGGAUGCAGAUGCAACUGUCGACGACCUCCGGCAUCAGAUCACGGAGAAAACGGGGCUGACGGCGUACGAUGUAAAAUAUGGAUAUCCAAAUAUCAAGCCAUUGGUGCUGGGCGGGCUUCCUUCGAAUCAGAAACUAGCAGAUCUAGAUAUCAUCCUAAACGGGGAACAACUUAUCGUCACACAGCAUGAGAACCCAGCCCAGUCCCCGAUCAAAAGUGAACCUCAAGCAGCAAAUCCUCUGUUGAAAGCGCCAGCUGUAAGCAGCACACCGAAGAAGGGUUCUCCUGAUGAUCCGCCGGAGGUCCCUUCGCCCGACCAUAGCGGAACCUUUGUUCUGCGAAUCAUGCCCGAUGACAACUCUUGUCUCUUUCGUGCAGUGAGUAGUGCAACUAUGGGAGGAGUAGAUGCCAUGACCGAACUACGAUCCGUUGUUGCGCAAACAAUCCAAGCGCACCCAGACAUCUAUACCGAGGCGGUAUUGGAGAAAAAGCCGGACGAAUACUGCCGCUGGAUUCAGAAUGAGGACUCAUGGGGUGGUGGAAUCGAGCUGAGCAUCCUCAGCAAGCAUUUCGAUAUUGAAAUAUGCUCCAUAGACGUGCAGACCCUUCGCAUCGAUCGCUUCAACGAAGGCGCCCCGAUGCGGUGUAUCGUGGUUUAUUCAGGAAUCCACUACGAUACAAUCGCGUUGUCGCCUUCCAGCCCGCCUUAUACUCACUCAGAUGUGCCUCCUGACUUUGAUACCAAAGUCUUCGACGCUGCAGAUCCAUUGGUCCUUGAGAAGUCGCAGGAACUCUGCCAAGUCCUGCAAACUAGGCAUUACUACACUGACACAGCUGGGUUUCAUCUUCGUUGCAAUACGUGUGGAGGGACAUUCGUCGGAGAGAGAGGUGCUACACAGCAUGCCGAACAAACAGGGCAUGUUGAUUUCGGCGAGGCUGGCUGAGAAGAACCUGUGCCAGCUCGCCGAGCAUUGAUCUUCUGAACUAUAUACAACACCUCUAUAGAUAUCAUAAUGCGGCUGUUGGCGAAAGCCGCAAACUCUAAAUUAUUAGACUCAGAGGUUGGGUGCCCCCCUUCCUCCAAUGCAGCCGAAUAAUUAGUCCUUC
Messenger RNA from Aspergillus welwitschiae, 1333 nucleotides. RefSeq names its product ubiquitin-specific protease OTU1. Gene Ontology annotation, biological process: endoplasmic reticulum unfolded protein response; protein deubiquitination. Bases 181 to 1170 code for a protein of 329 amino acids. The transcript has a single exon. The record is from RefSeq and is a predicted model, not a curated record. Gene Ontology annotation, cellular component: cytosol; nucleus. NCBI's taxonomy places the organism in Eukaryota, Fungi, Ascomycota, Eurotiomycetes, Eurotiales, Aspergillaceae. Gene Ontology annotation, molecular function: cysteine-type deubiquitinase activity.